Molecule: messenger RNA, 811 nt
Organism: Vigna angularis (adzuki bean)
Lineage: Eukaryota; Viridiplantae; Streptophyta; Magnoliopsida; Fabales; Fabaceae
Product: uclacyanin-3
Exons: 2
Coding region: 109-654 (181 amino acids)
Cellular component (GO): plasma membrane
Molecular function (GO): electron transfer activity
Source: RefSeq, a predicted model, not a curated record
ACAGCAUUUUAUUGUCACUGCCACAGCACAGUUUCCUCUAAUCACAACCUUAAACUUUGUUCUUCUCUACAUUAUUUUUUGAGAAAAAAAUAGACAGAGGCCAUAGACAUGGCAAAAGCAAUUGCAGCUUCUUUCUUGGUUCUCAUGCUCGCUUUUCCCACUGUCUUUGGUGUUGACUAUGAUGUUGGUGACAGUAAUGGAUGGGCCUCACAGGUUGAUUACACCACCUGGGUCUCUGGGAAAACUUUCCAUGUUGGUGACAACUUGGUGUUCAAGUAUGAUUCCAGCCAUGAAGUUGAUGAGGUUAAUGAGAGUGGCUACAGCAGUUGCAGUUCAAGCAACCUCAUCAAGAACCACAAUGAUGGAAACAGCAAAAUUGCAUUGUCUGCAACUGGGAACAGGUACUUCAUAUGCCCCAGAGCAGGGCACUGUGCCGGAGGCAUGAAGCUGCAGAUCAAUGUGGUGGCUGCCAAUUCCACCACCCCAACCACCCCUUCAACCCCUUCAACACCGUCUUCUCCGCCGUCUGAGUCAGGGACACCUUCAACCACCAACAGUACUUCACCACCGUCAACUAACGGAGCAGUUGGAGUUUCCGGCAGCAUUGGGCUUCUGGCGGCUGCUUCGGCAGUUGUUCUUGGUUUCAUGGGCUAGGGAAGAGACAGUGCUUUUCAUCUUUCUUCAUCAAUAUGUUCUUCUUUUUUUUUUCUUUUUGAGUUGCUGCGAGCUUCAUUUGAUUCACAUGUUUCCCUCAUCAUCUUCAUCUUCGUGUUUAUUAUCCUUUGACUUUUGAAAACACAUUUCUUUUCAA